AUAUGUAACAACUGAAGCCACCCACUCACCAACCCUUCAUCUGCCAAGGGAAUCUUCAAAGGAACUGAGCAGUAAGUGGUUGUCAUAUAAAGUGUUCAGCUGCAGGCACAGGUCAGAAAGCACAAUCAAGUGUUUUCCCUCACACCGAGCAUACCUUUCAUAAACAAGAUGAAGGGGAAAGGGAAUAUUCUUAUAAAUCCAAUUAUAGCUGCAGCCUGUUGGAGAUGAAGCUCCAUAAAAAUCAGUCCAAUUCAGAGAGGAUAAGUUUGCUGAGGAUGCAAACAGAUGGGGUUUCCUCUAGAACUUUCCAAUCUGUGAAUGUCACAUUGAAGAGUUUGCCUGGAGGAAAACAACCUAAAGGUGGGAUUUCCAAGCCCAUCAUCAGAGGAGGACACAUGACCCGAACACUCUCGGCACUAUCUUGUCUACCUCGCCUCUUCUGGCUCUGGGAGACAUCGUCACAUGUGGGUGACUUCUACGCAGAAGCCAAUAAAAUCAGAUCCUUCAAGAACUCACCACUCUCAGAGUCCAAGCUCUCUGCUGAGUCUGCCAGCUUUUCUCCCAUCUCCCAUGCCUCCCAUUCCGCAGCAUCUCACCAAAUAGGCUUCCUGCAGAAAAUGCCACUCUCCCUUCCUCUGGCUUCGCUCACCUCAGACCGGCAGUGUUCCUCAGGAGUCUUCUCCAUAUCGCCCAGAGCAAAGGGUCAUCCCCACCUCGUGUUCCCCCAGAACCAUCUGACCGCAUUACACAAGUUAUACUUGCUUGCUUACAGAUGCCUUCUUCUCAGAACAGACAGGCCAGUGUCAACUAAGUCCUCAUCACCUGUCUCCUGCCUCCACCUGUGGCCCCCCCUCCUAUCACGGUGCCCACCACUGUCUCAUCUUAGGGACACAGUCCUGACUGCAGUCUUGGGUGAAAGUGUCUAUGUUUUGGACCAUGCAGACCUUGCAUCCCCAAAAGUUCUGAGCGAGGAGUGGGUCCCCAGAAACCAACCCAGAGGCUUGGAGAAAACCCAGAGUGAAUUGGAAGAAGAUGUGCCCAGCGCUGUCUCGGCACUGGAACACUAUCUUGUUUCUGGGACGCCUGUCUGGGUGUGGCCUUUUUCCUUGAUUUCUGAGCCCUGUGGAGUCUCCAGAGGCCUCCAUGAUCACAGGCUCCUGGCUCUUACCCUGGUCGAGUCCCCCCACACACACACACCCCUGAAAUCAGGCUGACUCACGUGACCAGAAGGAUUUCAGAAGGAGGGAGCUUUGCUCCCAAGAUGGGACAUAAAGACAUGACAGAUUCUGCCUUGUAUUUUUUUGACUCCUUCCCCCAAGGGGAACCAGUCACCGAUGGGAAGACUCCAGGUAGCCUCGCGGAGACACCCAUGGAAGAGGAGCUUGUACCCUUCCCACCCCAACCAGCACAACUUGGGGACACCUGGGAAAUGGAUGCUCCUGUCAAAAUGGAUGUUGUCAAACCUUUGGCCAACUGCAGACCUGAGCAAAAACCACCCAGCAGGCCAUUUCCCACCCAUAGCAACUGUGUGAGAUAAGAAACAUUUGCUGUUGUUUCAAGCCACUGAAUUUUGGGA
Molecule: messenger RNA, 1576 nt
Organism: Condylura cristata (star-nosed mole)
Lineage: Eukaryota; Metazoa; Chordata; Mammalia; Eulipotyphla; Talpidae
Exons: 2
Coding region: 225-1214 (329 amino acids)
Source: RefSeq, a predicted model, not a curated record